AUGUUUGUGGAUGUAGGUCGCCCAGUUUUGGUAGAUGCAAAAUUUGAUAAAAUCGACGAAGCAUUUGAUCAUGAUGUGUUGAACAUGUUGGAUAUCGUGCAUCCUCGUACUCCAGAGUUGUAUUCACGCUUGCUUAACGUAACUGUGGAAUGUCGUCAUCGACUAACUAAUGUUGAAGCUUCGAAAUGCUUGGCUGGUCUAAUCAACAGAAUACAAGAUGAGAAUGAAGUCGAAGUGGAAGUAGGAAAGUGUCUUGAAAAGCUGGAUCCGUUGUUGGAAAAAGAUCGCACUGAAGACGAAAAGUGGAGAGCAACCAUUUCUCUCAUAUGGAUUUCUAAAGCGUUGCUGAUAAGAGGUCAUAAUCUGAGGCUGAAACUCGUUGAUAAGUUGCUUAAGUUAUUCGACGAUCAAGUCAUUGGUCAAUGCGCUGCGGAUGGUUUUUACGUCAUCAUGUUGGAUUCUGAUGACGUAAUGGUCAAUGCGUCGUAUGCAAAUAUGAAGCUCAUGUAUAAGCAGAGAAUAUUUGUUCAAGUUUCGCCCCAGCUUACUAAUCUAUUUCAUUCAAGUAGAAAAGAAACGAAGCAUCUAUAUCUAUGUGCUCUUUCUCACAUAAUGAACGGGCUUCCAAAACAGGUGUUACUCAGCGAAAUACCAACGUUAUUUCCAUUACUGGUUCAAUCUUUGUCAUGUGACGAAAGCAGCAUCCAAUUGUCCACUCUGAAGACUUUUUAUUCCCUGACGCACGAGCUGCCCACAGUUUUAUCGCAGUAUGUGACGUCACUCGUACCCAGGUACUUACACUUGGCGAGGAAUGCACCAUCCUUGCAAAUGCGUUCUAUGUCUUUAAAAUGUCUCGGUGGCGUAUCUGGGGCUUAAAUCCCGCAUUCUAGCUUAUCGUCGUAAAUGAAGUUUUUGGGGGGCUGCGCGUGGAAAGAUUGGGACUAGUUGAAUUGUUGGCUUCAAAUUUUGGCGACAGAUUAGUCAUUUCCUGUCGCACCUGUCUCAUAUUGCUUGUGAUUGUAACACUUUCCUUUUUGUUAAAGAAUCGUUGUCAACCGCAAUGCAACGCGCUCUCCAUCGAUCUUCACGGCCAUUUCUUGGUUGAAUAAAUAGACAAACGUUGUUUCAGUUUGUACUCCGUGGAUAUUCCAUAAAUCUUUUGUGAAUGUAUAAAAAUUUGUGCCGUUUUGGGAUGAAAAAGUAUUUUCAGUA
Xenia sp. Carnegie-2017 is the source of this 1212-nucleotide messenger RNA. Its product is annotated as MMS19 nucleotide excision repair protein homolog. The transcript is spliced from 10 exons. The record is from RefSeq and is a predicted model, not a curated record. Lineage: Eukaryota; Metazoa; Cnidaria; Anthozoa; Malacalcyonacea; Xeniidae. Gene Ontology annotation, biological process: iron-sulfur cluster assembly. Gene Ontology annotation, cellular component: cytosolic [4Fe-4S] assembly targeting complex. Bases 1 to 876 code for a protein of 291 amino acids.